GUAUAAACACAAUGGACUGAUGCUUAUCCUCUAAUAUUUAACAAAUUCACGCAAAUAUGGUCAGAAACUGUAGUCAGCUUUUGUUUUUCCCACUUGUAGUUGCUGAAGUGAAGCCCGUGUCAUAUUUAUAACAAGUUAAGAUAAGAACUUAAGUGUCAAUCUUUAGGCAUCAAUAUUACUAUAUAAUUUGUUGUUGAACAGCGUGAACGCGCACGUCCGGAUGAAGUGGAGUGCCGUGCGCGCGCCCCAAAGCACCGAUUCACAAAAGCGGCAGAUCUGCAGAGAGGCGAACACACACGCAGCCCCUUCUCAUCCUGCUACACCAAAGCGGAGAAGAAACCGGAGCGAUUUGGUUCUGCUGGGUUUUGCCGUCUCCGUCUGGACCAGAACUCGCCACAGAGAUGAGACUUUUAAAAGUCACUUAAAACCCAUCAUUUGGAUCCUGUUCACUUCAAACGCCGCUGAUGUCCCACCGCGCGUCGGAUGCGGCAAAGAUGGCAUAACUUUACAUGCAUUGGGUUCAGUUUCGCGUUGGGACAUUCAUCCCAGCUCGGAACCCGCGUCCAGGCAGCUGAGGCCGAACAAGAGGCGAGGCGGCGGGAGGAGGGGGAACCGUGAACCCGGAGCGGCCGGGCGGGAUGGUGCGCUUCUGGAACUGCCUGCUGCUGGGAUAUCUGACCUGGAACCUGCGCAUAUCGGACGCUCAGGGGGAGUACUGCCACGGCUGGCUGGACUCUAACGGGAACUACCAUGAGGGCUUUCAGUGUCCGGAAGACUUUGACACCACGGACGCGACAGUGUGCUGCGGCUCCUGCGCGCUGCGCUACUGCUGCGCGGCCGCGGACGCACGCCUGGACCAGGGGGUCUGCACCAACGACAGGGAGGUGGACAACACGGAGUUUGCCCCGCAGCCCAUCUAUGUUCCCUUCCUCAUGGUGGGAAGCAUCUUCAUCGCCUUCGUCAUCGUUGGCUCCCUGGUGGCGGUCUACUGUUGCACCUGCCUGCGGCCCAAGCAGCCCACCCAGCAGCCCAUCCGCUUCUCUCUGCGCAGCUGCCAGGGAGAGACCAUCCCCAUGAUCCUGACCACGGCCCCGCCCAGCCUGCGCGCCCCGUCUCGGCAGUCCAGCACGGCCACCACCAGCUCCAGCUCGGCGGGCGGGGGCAGCUCCACGCGGAGGUUUUCUCUGGGGGGUCCGGCCCAGCAGCAGCAGCACGGCUGCCUUGUGACUGCCACCGUCUCCUCCUCAGCCUCCACUCCCAGUCAAACCCCACAGACUCUACUACCUCCUCCACCGCCUCCGCCCUACACAUCACCGCCCAUAACAGGAGCGCUCCAGCACCCACAGCUGCAGCUCCACCAGCCCUCUCAUCCCGCUCAGAGCACCAGCUUCCUGCUUCCCCAGCAGUACUUCUUCCCCCUGCAGCCCGACGCCUUCACAGCAACCAAGGGCUUUGCUGACUUUGGACAGAGCUGACAGGCGUCACCAGAGGCUUACAGGAACUCCUGGACGGCGGAGCAUGAGUCAGUGAGAACAAACAUGGCUGCCUGAAUGAGUGAACUGGACACAACAACAGGCCUGUUUGGGGACCAUUUCUACAUUUUAUGCACUUUUAUAAAGCCAGCAGAUCCCUGUGGUCUAACUAAACUCUUGUCCAACUUCCUCCAGAAACAUCAAAUGUCUCAAAAUGUUGUUGUUUUUUAUAGAAGUAUAUUAUACAGAGAAUGUAGGAAGUUUUAAAUGUAAAAAAUGACACCUGAGAGUGAAGAGACGCUUUGUGUGGAAAUGUGGGUGUUUGUGAAAUGACUCCCUAAUGUACGCUAAUUAAAAGCUGUUUAUUGUCAGUUCUGUGAAGCAUAUCUCAGAUCUACACAAAAACAACUCUGGUCCUCUUGGGUCAGGCAUACGGUCAUGGGAAAUAAUGAGAAAACCCUUCAGCAGCUUAUUUGAUUUUGUGACAUUUUGACGUAUGGAUAUUUAAAAUAAUCUAAUACCUAAAAAUGCAAGUAUUAUAUAGAAAGACUAAAGAAUGAAGAAAAUGCAUUUCUAGGUUUUUUGUAAACUGUAAAAAAAAAAAAAAAAAAACACUGCAGCUUCCCUAAGGGUCAUAGAAAAAGGGCACCUACAUGUUUACGUCAACUAAAAUUAAACAUGAUCUCAUCAGAUAAAGAUCAGAAAAUCUUUGCUCUGCAUUGUGAUGAAAGUUUAGACCUCAGAUAUCCAGCUUGGUGUCCUCCUGACCGUGUGAGGGAGCAACCGGAUCUUGCUCCCUCACAAAACACCAGAAAAUCAACAGGACACUUCCUGUUGAUGUUUUAAUUUCUUUAUUAAUUUCAAGAAUAAAGAAAUUAAAACAUUGUUGAUGUUGAGUCGAAGCCCAAACAUUCGUGUCGCUUUGAGAGUGAUACAGACUGUACACGGAAAAACACCCCAAACAUCUCACCGACUGAAUGAUGGCUACAAAAAGGUGCAGUUAGCGUUUAGAUUUCAUAAUUUCUUCCUUUCCUGAGAUGAAAACAAAUAGAUUAGACACUAAUGUGUGAGGGUGUCCUAUUAAAGCAGCUAAAUAAGUGAGUAAUUAAUGGGCGGUGGCCGGUGGACAGGUCGGACCAACACGGUAGCUCCCUACCUGUAGCUUCUUCUUGCGCCAGACUUCACGGCAGGAAUGCAGAGCUGAGAUCCGUCAUUGUCAGUGCUCAAUGAGCAUGGCAUGGUCGCAGUGUUAAAAACAACUCCCUCCAGAAACAGGUUUAUGUUGCAGCAGGAGCUAUAGGGGAGCCGCCACAAAGACCUUUCUGUUCCCCGGUUACCUGACUGUGAAACUGAUCUGGUGAUCAGCAUCUCCUGAAACCUGCUGCGGAUGUUUGCUGCUGCGUGGAGAGGAUACACAAAAUUACAGCUUUUAUCACAAAAAUGCAUCUUACAGGAUGAGUUUCAGGGUGAACAUCUGCAACACAUUCAACGUCUGUCCUCUCAAAGGAAAGUACAAGUUGGCAACAGAUCUAGAACGUUUCUGGAGAGAUACUUUAAUGCAUUUGCAAAGUUAAAUAAAGCUACCCUCCUUACAGGAGCACUGGAA
Poecilia reticulata (guppy) is the source of this 3078-nucleotide messenger RNA. RefSeq names its product shisa family member 3 (gene shisa3). The record is from RefSeq and is a predicted model, not a curated record. Lineage: Eukaryota; Metazoa; Chordata; Actinopteri; Cyprinodontiformes; Poeciliidae.